AUGCGCACAACACCGUUAAUAUGGGCCUUGAUAGCCGCUACAGCAAGCGCCGCGGUGGUCGACACCAGUUUCAUGGACGAGAGGGAAAAGCUGGCCAAGGACUGGACCGGAAAGGGCGGUGAUCCAGCGUGGAAAUAUUUUCAUGAAUCUUCAUUUAGUGGUCAUUAUGAUGGUCGUUAUACCGACAAGGCCCUUGAUCACGAGGAUCAAAAUGCGCAUUUAUCAGCCCUAAUCACAACAUACUUGUCAUUUAUGGAUGAGCUAGGAGUAGAAACCUGGAUCAUGCACGGCACAUUACUAGCAUGGUGGUGGAACCAAAAGAUCUUCCCCUGGGACGACGACCUAGACGUCCAAGUCUCCGAACCAGGCAUCCACUUCCUUGCCGAGAACUACAACAUGACCGAACAUAGCUUCGAAAUCCCCGGCGUCGGCGCACGCACAUACAAGCUCGACAUCAAUCCUCACUACAUCGUGCGAACAACCUUGGACAGACAAAACGUCAUUGACGGCCGAUGGAUUGACACGUCAAGCGGUCUAUUCAUCGACAUCACCGCCGUGCGCUCAGAUGACUCGCGACGAGCGGCAGGCGACAAGGGCGCGCUGAUGUGCAAGGAUUCGCAUCGCUAUCAGGAAAACGAGAUUUUCCCCUUACGACGGACCGUAUUUGAGGGCGUACCGGCCAAAGUGCCGUAUGCUUAUACGAAGUUGUUGGCGGGUGAAUAUGGACAAAAGUCCAUGACCAAUGCGCGGUUCAACGGAUAUACCUUUUCCGAAGAGGUCCAGCAAUGGGUCAAGAAUUCGGAAGUUGAAAAAGUGGAAGAAGAGCAAGGAAAACAACCAGAACAGCACGAAGAAAAAGAAAAGAAUAGAAUCUACAACUUUAUACAACACACCGAUGAGCCGACAUCAUAG
This is a messenger RNA of Talaromyces amestolkiae, 912 nucleotides long. RefSeq lists its product as uncharacterized. The record is from RefSeq and is a predicted model, not a curated record. The transcript has 6 exons. Lineage: Eukaryota; Fungi; Ascomycota; Eurotiomycetes; Eurotiales; Trichocomaceae. Bases 1 to 912 code for a protein of 303 amino acids.